This is a messenger RNA of Stylonychia lemnae, 1200 nucleotides long. The record is from the annotation of a GenBank genome assembly. Lineage: Eukaryota; Ciliophora; Spirotrichea; Sporadotrichida; Oxytrichidae.
AUGCUCAGUAGGCAUGACCUAGACCGAGUCAGAAAGCCCAAACUAGCUAAGAUAUAGAAGGCUAGCUCACCAAAGUAAAACCUGUUCAAUGUAAAACAACUUACUCUCGGGGAUAAGCAUUCUUUGUACAGCGGGGCUACUUCACAGUUUAAUUCAACUUUAAAUUGCCCAAAUGGAGUUGUGUUCAAUGUUAAUAAUGUUAAUAUGAUCAAAUAUACGCAUAGAGAGUCCUAGGCAGGCUCAUAGAUUUCAACUCCUUCUCAUAACAAAUAAAUAUUGCCAAGUUUAUAAGCGAUUUCAAAUACUAGCUCGCUAAAUGGUAUCAGACAGAGUUUCAAAAAUCCGUCUGCAAUGUAUGGAUACAUUAAUAAUAGAGAGUAGCAAAAAUCAAGAUAGACUGCAGUUGAUCAGCUUAAUAUGAUCCUUAAUCAAUCUAUCCAUGUAUUCAGUAACAGCACCCAGGUUUCUCCUUCUAAUCUUCCUCUAAAACCUCAACCAAUAUUUACGAAGUAUAAGCAAGACAGAAAUUUUCUUAUCCCAAGUGCCUCUUCAACAUAGCAUGAAUAUGAAUCUGACAAUAAUGAUAAUCAUCACUAUCUGUCAUCUAGACUUCCCUAAUCUAAAUUGGAAAAUCUCAAAACUCCUCCAUCUCGAAUGAGAAGGAAUCAAAUGAUGUAGACUCAGGGAUAUAUAAGUGGAGGGGGGCCAAGCUAAAUCUUAAUUAAGAGCACGAAUAUAGAGCAUAUAAGUACGUUUAACUCUAGAAAAAGAUUGCUAUAAGAGACAAGAAAAUAAAAUCAAAGUACUUAGAUGAUGAUUAUGGAAUAAUGCUUGGAGGAAAAUGACCAUAAAAAUAUACAUAUUACUACUUCUAUAGAUAACGAUAACAUUCUUAAUUCAAAGGAAACUUUUUCAAGAUCCGUCUUGGAAACGAAAGGAAUACCCACUAAGCCUCCAAUGAUAAAAGUUACCAGAAAGGAAUAAAUAGAUAAUGCAGGAGAAUCCUUUACCUUAUCUCCAUGGAGGAAAAGUCCAUUUCCUUUUACCCCUAAUUAAGGAUAAAGUAAUAAUAGUUUCAGAUAUUUAUCACAGCUUACUGCUGCAUAAUUUCCUAAGAAUGAUACUCUAAAUUUUGAGGAACAGCCAGAGACUAAUAAAGGCUAAAGUAAUAGAAUAGGACAUUAGUAAAAACAAUUAUGA